Molecule: messenger RNA, 1921 nt
Organism: Dicentrarchus labrax (European seabass)
Lineage: Eukaryota; Metazoa; Chordata; Actinopteri; Moronidae
Exons: 6
Coding region: 273-1295 (340 amino acids)
Source: RefSeq, a predicted model, not a curated record
UUUCGUUUUAAAAUACAAAAAUGAAAAUUGAAAUACAAGGCGUUUUUCUUUUUCGUGGUCAGAAAAGGAUGAGCGAAAUUUAAAAAACGAUUCGAUUUUCAUUUUCUAUUUUAUAUAACAAAAAAUAAAAUCACUAGAAAACAGAAACGGAAAAAAGGCCUGUUUUUUCAUAUUCUGAGACCGGAUGUCGUCAUUAACAGGACGGUGGUGCUGUGGAGAAGAAACAGUAGGGUAACGUUAGUAGACUGCGGCGGGGUAAUCAACCGUGACACAUGGACAUGGAGCAGUACGUCGUUUUCCGAAACAAUAAAAGAGUGUGUCUCAGGGAAGAAGACAUGACUGCAGAAAAACUUAGUCGCAUAUUUCAGGUCUCAACUCGUAGUCUGUACUUGACUAACGAUGCAAAUGUGGCCUUGUUUCCGGGACCAUCUGGAGUGUUCAGCUCAUUCGACCUUACUGCAAGAGCCCAUUAUGAGGUUAACGGUGAGGAGGAGGAAACCUCAUCAUCAGUUUCAAAUAACACGGGCCAACGUUUUGCAUUCAUGCGAACUCCUGCAACUGCUUCAGCCCCCCCCAGAGCCACUGUCCCCAGAGCCACUGUCUCUAAAACAUUUCAAAGAUCAAUGUACCUUGCUGAGGUGGUUGGUGGGAGGUUGAGUCCCAGCAGAAUGGUGGUGGUCCGGUUUUUAGAAUGUGAGGCUACCCUUCAGGGGAUCAUCGAAAAAGUGCAAGAUGCCAUUGGAAAUCAUGACCCCAUGGUAUUGACUGAUGCACAGGGUAAUGCAAUUUUGGAGUCCGAAGGAACAACAGGGUCACACUACUGGAAGCAAAAUGCGCGAAAGAUUCUUGCUGUACAAGAACGGGACUUCCUGGAGUUGCAGGGCAAAAAAAGGAGGAGACUGAGCCGAAAAGAUGAAGAAGCUGCAGGCAUUGGAGAGGUCACUGAGAAAGUAGAAGAGCUUGUACUGGCAUCACAGAGCCUACCAGAUGUCACUGCAGCAAUCAGAGAGCUCACCAAUGUGGCUACCAGUCAAAGAGUCAUACUGAGUCCUUCCCAGCUACAGACCAUCAAGCACGGGUUCUGCUGUGUUGUUUGUAUGAAGUUCAUCGAGGAGCCAGUCUUCACACAGUGUUGCCGAAGCAUUAUUGGCUGCAAAACAUGUGUGGAACAGUGGCAGGAGACCUCUGUGCACUGUGCAAAAUGUAGAGAGAACACAGCAGGCAACGACAUAUUUGAAGUUAAUGGUCUGUCAGAGGCAUUUUCUGUUCUGAGAUCCCUUUUUGAAGAGGAGUAAGAUUUUGCACUUUUAUACUCACAAAUAGGCAUAUUGGGUAUGCGUUUGUUUAUCAAUUCAAAAAUUUCGGUUAGAGUUCUUGUACUAUUGAUGUGAAUUUCUUAAAAUGUUUGGGCUAGAUGAUGUCAUAUUGGUGUGAAGAAGGAAGUUGAAAAUGUGACCACUGUUCUUAUUGACAUCACUGUUUAGUUAUAUUAACAUUUGUCUUUACCAAACACCCAUUGCCACCAACUUAUAGUUCUUGUUACUCAUUUACAUUCUGUAAGUUCAAACAGACCAAUGGUCUUUCACACAUUGCGCUGAGUUGUGGUUAUGAGAUAGAGCAAUGCCUCUUUGUAUGGAGCAAAGUCAUUGUUCACUGCUCUAGAGAACAAGUCUGAAAUGUCUGAAUAUUUCUCUGCAAACUGAUUCUCGACUGUAAGUUUGUCCUGUUCAGUUGAAAAUGGAUCAACUCCAAAAGCAGAAUGUGUUGUCAGUGAGGAUCCCAGCUGUUGUCCGUAAAGGUCUGCUGCUUCAGCUGAAUGAGGCAACAGCUCCUGUGGGAUUUUUUUGGGACACCCACUGCCAGCCAAGUCAUUUGGUAUACCUUUACCUGUAAAAUAAAGAACAUACUGUUGGUCUCAAAA